This is a messenger RNA of Cavenderia fasciculata, 429 nucleotides long. RefSeq lists its product as uncharacterized. The coding region runs from base 1 to 429 and encodes 142 amino acids. The record is from RefSeq and is a predicted model, not a curated record. The transcript has a single exon. Lineage: Eukaryota; Evosea; Eumycetozoa; Acytosteliales; Cavenderiaceae.
AUGUGGUUGUUUAAAACAAAAAGUACAACAACAAUCAUCAAGAUUAAUAAUAAUCAACUUGGUCUACCAGAUUAUAUUGUAAAGAGAAUCAUAAAGUGGUUACAACAUUCUAUUCCUCCAUGUUCAAAUGAUUCAGAAGAGGAUGAGAGUACAACAACAACAACAACAGAUAUGAAUCGUAAUGCAUAUACACUUUAUGAUGAUAGGAUGAGUGUACAAGCAAAUAUUUUGUAUCUGUCAUUGGUGUGUAGCUAUUGGUUUAAAAACAUCAUCCCAUCUUCAAUGGAUAGAUAUACUUAUAUCCUUCCAUCGGUAGCUAUUCAACAACAAGACAACAUAAAGAUAUUUGGAAGAAAUGUAAUUGCCAGAUACAAAAGAUCACCAUUACAACAACUUCAAUCAAUCAUUACAACGAUAUUUAAAAGAUAA